Messenger RNA from Helianthus annuus (common sunflower), 1742 nucleotides. Its product is annotated as RNA pseudouridine synthase 6, chloroplastic. The transcript is spliced from 9 exons. Lineage: Eukaryota; Viridiplantae; Streptophyta; Magnoliopsida; Asterales; Asteraceae. Gene Ontology annotation, biological process: pseudouridine synthesis. The record is from RefSeq and is a predicted model, not a curated record. The coding region runs from base 46 to 1443 and encodes 465 amino acids. Gene Ontology annotation, molecular function: pseudouridine synthase activity; RNA binding.
CCCCUCUUCUUCUUCUUCUCUGCAAGCGCGUUGUUUACUUUAGAAAUGGCGAUGGUUCCAUCGCUGCUGUGCAUCCCCACCUACCUCACAAUACUACGAACACUGGCCGCUGUCACCACCCAUCGCCAUAAAUCCACAAGGUUUCGCCCUUCAGUUUGCAAUUUUCACCGCAAAUACAACACCAGAGCCAUCGCAUCCGAUUCCACUUCUUCAGUAGCAGCGGUUACCUCAACAGUAUCCACUCAACGUUACUCAGAAUACGGUCGCUUGCUUCCAUGCCCUGCUGAGAGUUUUCAACCCAGAAUCGAGCACUUGGUUGUUAGAGAAGAAGGGACUAUUCUUGAUUUUAUUACCAAAGCUUUGGAUCUUCCACCUUUGUACGUUGCAGAUCUUAUUCAUUUUGGAGCUGUUUUCUAUGCCCUUGUAUGCCCAAAGCCUCCUUCAACUGCCACACCAGAGGAAAUGAAGUUGUACCAUGAAGUUACCGACCCAUCAGUCCUAAAAAUGAGACCUUCAAUUAAAGGAAAAACCAUCAGAGAGGCACAAAACACUUUUAGGAUUACUCAUGUUGAUCAGUUCGUUGAAGCAGGGACGUAUGUGAGGGUGCAUGUACGCCCAAAAAGAUUUCCAAGAUGUUAUGAAAUUGACUGGAGGUCCAGAAUAAUUUCUGUGACAGAGUCCUAUGUGCUUCUCAACAAGCCUGCUGGCACAUCAGUAGGUGGAACUACAGACAAUAUUGAAGAAACUUGCGUAAAUUUUGCUACCCGUGCCCUGGAAUUAACCACUCCAUUAAUGACAACUCAUCAGAUUGAUAACUGCACAGAAGGCUGUGUUGUGCUAGCUAGAACGAAGGAUUACUGCUCAGUUUUUCAUAGAAAGAUCCGGGAGAAACAAGUGAAGAAGCUUUAUCUGGCACUUGCUGCUGCUUAUGUGCCAUGUGGAGUCAUGACCCAUUACAUGCGACCAUUGCGUAUGGCUCCUAAAGUUGUUUCAAAAGACGUCGUUAAGGGAUGGAACAUGUGCCAACUUGAGGUCCUAGAAUGCAGAAAAGUUCCCUGGCCAAAUGAUUUGGUUGAAAAGACGUAUGGAAUUGAGGAUGUUAGGUGGCCGAAUAAAGAGUUUGCAUAUGAGUGCAAAAUCAACCUCUUAACCGGCCGUACCCACCAGAUUCGAGCUCAAUUGGCAGCAUGCGGUGCACCGAUAGUAGGUGACUCGAUGUAUAUGCCGGCUGCAAUGGCAGAGCUAGCCAACCCUGGGGUAAACCCUUUUGGGGAGUACAAAAUGCAAUUUGAAAGUGAGGCUCAUAGAGAACAGGCUGCCGAAGAAUGGGCUGCAAAACAUGGGAAGGAACCAGGUGUAGCCAUUGGCCUGCAAGCUUGUCAAAUUUCAUGGGAUGAUGGUGACCAUGUCUACGAAGCUGGACCUCCUUGGUGGGCUCAGUAGAAACUUCUAGAAUUUUGUUUCCUGUCCUCUGCGACUGACCGAGAUUUGCUUAGCAUAUGGAAGUGAGGUUCGUUUUCAUCCGGAUACUAACUUUUAUGGUACCAAAUAUAAUACCCAUUUUGGGUGUGGUUUUAGAGAUGGGUGGGCUUGGUAUUGGUCAAAAGGAAUUAUGAUUUAGAAACCUUUUUUACUGGUUCAAUUGAAUGAACCAUUAAAACACAAAUAAGCACAAAAUUGUACAUUAACACGAGCAGAUUUAUAUGGUUAGCCCGUAAUCCAUGGCUGAUUUGUUUUGAUUA